This is a messenger RNA of Pygocentrus nattereri (red-bellied piranha), 3291 nucleotides long. It is a transcript of the gene klf10, whose product is annotated as Kruppel-like factor 10. The record is from RefSeq and is a predicted model, not a curated record. NCBI's taxonomy places the organism in Eukaryota, Metazoa, Chordata, Actinopteri, Characiformes, Serrasalmidae. Gene Ontology annotation, biological process: regulation of transcription by RNA polymerase II. Gene Ontology annotation, molecular function: RNA polymerase II cis-regulatory region sequence-specific DNA binding; DNA-binding transcription factor activity, RNA polymerase II-specific. The transcript is spliced from 4 exons. The coding region runs from base 339 to 1634 and encodes 431 amino acids.
CACGGGAUUCCCGCGUUUGCCUGCUCACACUGCCGGACCGCUGUGUAUCACGCAGGUUUCACGCAGCGCAUCAGCCUCUGAUCACGCGUCUCCUCUCUGCCGAUUGGCUGGCGGCCCCUCGCACCUUGACUUGUGAUUGGUCCACGGUCACCCGUGCUGUGAAAUGUCUGAAUCAAUCUGAUAACAACAGAGCGGCUCCAUCUCUCCAGUCAGAUGUUGUCCAGCCUCAGAAACGUAAACUUAUACGCGCUCAUUUUCUUUUUUCUAUAGGAAACGGCCACAUAGCGCUCACUUUGUCAAUAUUCUGUGAUGACUGGUCGUUUUGCCGGUUUGACGACAUGAGUAAAGCGCAUCGCGUUUCAUCCCAGCCAAUCGAUAAUCUGCCGUGUGAGGCUGUGGAACGAAGCCCAGAACAUUUGAGGGAUCCAUCUGAGACUUCAGGAGACCUGCAGGCUGUAGAAGCUCUUGUUUCCAUGAAGAGCAAAUGGAAGGAUAGAAGUUUUUGGCAUAAGGCUCUCCGCCCACUUACGCCAUCCUCUGACUCCUGGGAAGAGUCUGUCUGCGCAGGCCCAGCUGAUUUCCAGGAGUCUGCUUUGGCACUUCAGUGCAUGACCCCACCCUAUAGCCCUCCAGCUACUGAUCUGGUUCAGAGUGACACACUGGAGGGUUUGGAUAACAGCGCUUCACUCUGCUCCCCACAGCAACAGAGUAGGACCAUCAGUGUGAUUCGGCACACUUCUGACCCACUGCCAUGUCCUGCUGGAGAAAAAGACGAACAGGCCUGCACCCUUAACGCCGCACCAAGCCCUUUUAGCCCCACCCAGAGCCACUUGAGUGUCCAGCCUGGCACGGAUACAGUGGUAAAUCAUGAUCCUCUGAGCUCGGGUACCCCCACCCUGCCAACUCCCCCAGUAGCUCCGCCCUCUGUAACUCUAACCACCCCUGGUGUUCCUACAGCUAGCAUGUCUUCAGUAGCACUAUUCCAGAUCCUUCCAUUCACGCCCUCUGCGAACUCGAUGGUCAGCGCCCCACCUGCGCCUACAGCUAAUCCACCGAACGUCUGUCCAGGAUCAGCAGUUUUAGUGUGCAGUCCUGUAGUGGGCACACAGACUCCCACCGGCCCCAUCAUGGUGCUGGUGCCUCAGACAGCUCCACUCACACAGCAUGUGGUUGUAACCGCCACUGGGUCAAAGUUCACCUCCAUUGCCCCUGCACCAGGCCACUUGCCUGCCAUGCCAAAGACUGCACCCCAGCCUGAGCCGCCACGAGUUCGCUGUCACGUGUGCACUCACCCCAACUGCGGAAAGACCUACUUCAAAAGCUCGCAUCUCAAAGCACACCUGAGGACACACACAGGCGAGAAGCCCUUUACGUGCCAGUGGGACGGCUGUGGGAGGCGUUUUUCUCGCUCAGACGAACUGUCCCGCCACCGACGCUCUCACACAGGCGAGAAGCGCUUCUCCUGUCCCGUGUGCCACAGCCGCUUCAUGCGCAGCGACCACCUGUCAAAGCAUGCCCGCCGCCAUCUAAUGACCAGGAGGACUCCGGCCUGGCAGGCGGAAAUCAGCCGGCUCCACAGCAUCACCACAGGGGGGCGCGUUCUCCUCCCCCUCAGCCCCAAACCAGGGAGCUGAGGGACAGACUCAGAACCAUAGAGGGUUCAUACAGAACUUUACCGCAUGGAAGAUGCGAAAGCUGCGAAAUUCCCAGCGCUGAAAUUUUAACUGCACAUAUGUGACGUACACAGGGACUUCAGAUCAAACGCUAUGCCAAAUCAUUUUCUACCAUUUAACUGACUAGUUUUGGAUAAUUUAUGAAAUGCAAUUUGUGUAGGCAAAUUAAUCUACAUGCUGCUAAGUGUACUUCACGUGCUUUACUGUGACAGUCACAAUAAAUGUGAUCCACAGAGGAAAAGUAUAAAUAAGUUGCAGUUACACGACCCUGACACUAGGGGGUCUCUCAACACCUUCACUUCAUGUGUCCCAGGCCAGAUCAGCCCUGGGGAGCUGCGGAUUUUGCCCCUUUGCUUAAGCUGACAGUAGGGUGCAGUCAUCUGCACUGACUGUUAGAAAGUGAUUAAAGACAUGACAUGUGGAUUUGAAGGGCAAUUCCACCAAAUAUUCAAAAUUUCUGAAUCGUCACUCAUUGAGUCUGAUGCGAAAUGGUUCACUGUAGAGACGUGUACCGGCUCAGAAUUCUUUACAGUGGUGGUGAGACAAGGGUCUCAACUGCCAAUAUAGGCAUAAUGUAAAUAUAAGAAUUUUAUUUUCUAUCCCAGAUGGCAAGUGAGCCGACAUGUCUUCAAAGUUUUUCCAUCAUGAAUGUAUUUUUAAAAAGCUGCAUAUUCAAAACCAUUUUGUGUAAUAAGUGUCUGUGAAGGAGCUUUUAGAGGUGUUACCUUCAUCCAGUUUGUAACACCUGCAAACGGGAAUAUCACAUAAACCACUCUGAAUGACGCUGUUUAAGCAAUCAGAAAUUUAAAAAGAUGGUGGAAUUCUCCUUUAAGUGUUUGCACUAAAAUGUUUGGAUUGUUUUAGUAAAUACAUCAUACUCUAUAGGUCCUUCUUGGUGAAUUCAAUAAUGCUUAAGGAUGUUUUGUGGGAAAAAAGGCAGAUCUAAACACUAAGAAUAUAAUAUAAUGUAAUAUAUUGUAUUGUAUUGUAUGGGAAUAUGGUUUGCUUCUGUCACUACUUAAACUAGAAGCACUUUUUCCUCAUGCUACACUCUAGCCACCACUAAUUACUACGUGCCACUUCAUCUACCUGUGACAUGAAGACAGUGAUUCACACCAAGGGCAGCCUGGAGAUCAUGCUGAAAAAUGUCUGUUAUUACAGUUGGUCUGAAAGAAAAAGGUAAAAUGGGAGUAAACAGCUAGCAGUUUGUGUUCUAAUGUAACAGCACAUGUGAAAUGUGUAUAGUGUGUCUAAUAUUCAACAUUCAGUUUGGUUAAAUUCAUUCUAGUUAAAGCCAGUCUUUUACAAUUGGGUUUUAAGAAGUAUUUAAACACUGAAGACACUUUAUUGCUUGUGGCUACCUGACCAAAGAGUUAUUCGCAAAUUCUAUUUUUCUAUUUUGUACAAUCUAAGCUGCUUUAUUUUUGUUAUUGCAGAGUGUUUGUUUACAGCCUUUAAAUAAUUCUUUGACUUCAGGAGAAAUGUUUAACAUUAUAAUACUGUGGUUGUGAUCAAUAAAUUGUACCAUAGUGCCACUUCUCACCGGGUUUGCCUUGUUCUGUGAGCAUGUGUUAAACGAACAUGUGUAUACAAAAAUAAACUCACUUGAGCAGCGUGA